Lasiosphaeria miniovina is the source of this 434-nucleotide messenger RNA. RefSeq lists its product as uncharacterized. Lineage: Eukaryota; Fungi; Ascomycota; Sordariomycetes; Sordariales; Lasiosphaeriaceae. The transcript has a single exon. Bases 118 to 366 code for a protein of 82 amino acids. The record is from RefSeq and is a predicted model, not a curated record.
AUUGUGUCGUUGGCCACUCUACCCGUCUCUGGUUGCGGUUAUGGUUGCGGUUCCGGCUGCUGAUCCAAGUAUCAUCAAGCAAGAUCAGAGUAUCCGCUUGCGUAUGCCGCAUGAAGGAUGAUGGAUAGGCAUUUUCUUCUCGUCUUUACCAAAUUAACGUGCUGGGCUCGCGGUCGAGAGCCCCCGGCACUUCGGGAGAUACUACCGAGCAAGAACGACAAAAGCCGCCCCGAAACGGGGAAACCAGGACAGAAGUCGCUUGCACAGCCGAGAUUUUGGGGGUGGCUGAGAGAGAAGGAAAAAGGUCCCUUGGUGAACACGAAGAAAUUAAAUCUAUGCACUUUUUACUUUUUUGGCCGUCCGUAGUGGUCAGCGAAUAUGGGCCUCGUUGUGUAUCUGCCAACACAUAUUGAACACAGAGCCAACCACCCGCA